CACGGAAGCGGAAAUGCAGACAAGAGACCGCCCAUCUGGCGACGGCAGCAACAGCAGCAGCAGCAUGGUGGCCACCAGGAGAGGAGGUCGCGUGGAGUGUUCUGACGAUGUGGGAAACACCGAGUCUUCGCAGAGCACGCAGGGCAGUAAAAGGAUCACAAGAAGCUCCAUUGCCAGAGCAGAAUGCCCGUCAGAUGCCGCUAGUGAAGAGGAACACAGGGAAGCAGAAGAAAAGGACUCGAGGUCUUCCAUCCCAUCAGAAGUGCCAAGCGCUGCUGUUGGGCGGCUGACACGCAGCAGAGUGAGCAGAAGCGCUUUACAGCCAGAGGCAGUUAGCGAGGCGGACAUUUCUGAGGCAGAGUCCUGCUCCUCUGCCGUUUUACCAAACCGAGGGCCCACUGAACAAAGGCUAACAAGAAGUUCUGCCCGUGAUCGAGUACGCAGGCCGCACAAUGAAGAUGUGGAGGUCUCCGAGGCAGAGUCUUGCGCCUCUUCAGCUUCCACACACGGGGCCUCUCGACUUUUGAGAAGUAAGGUGCCACAGUCCCAGAAGCGAGGUGACAAGCCUCAGGUUCAGGAUGCUGACGUUUCAGAUGCAGAGUCCUGCUCCUCUGUUGCAUCGGGAAUAGCCAGCAAUGUUAGAACACCCAGAAGCAGAAGUCUGGUACCCCCUGCGGCAGCUGGGAAGUCUCAGCCUGAAGAAGCGGAGGUUUCGGAGGCUGAGUCUUCCUGUUCCAGUGUGUCUGGUCUGCGAUCUACUAGGAGCAGGUUGAGCAAGGCUAGUGCACCAAACAAAAUGGAUUGCAAAGCAAUUGAAACUUCUCCAGUAAGACCUUCUAGUGGCCCCAAAGAACAAAGCACAAGUGGAAGCCCUGUGAAAGCGUCUGGUGUCCCAGUGAGACUAGCACAACAGCCACCAAGCAGCCCUUUCUUAACUAGAAGCCUAAGGAGUCGAGCUGUGCCCUAUUUUCAUCCAGAGGAUAGCGAUGGAAAUCUGUCUGCUGCUCCUGGUAGCCCAGAAAAAUCGGCUUCUGUAUCGAGCCAAAGUCCUAGCAGAACUCGAACGGUGAGCAGAAGCAGGCAUUCCAUGUCCCUGAAGGACAGAAGCGUGGUGACGCAGGCGGAACCUGAACCUUCAGCAGAAGAGUCUGAUGGGGACCAAAAGUCACAGAGUGAGGAGUCGGGUGUCUCGGAGGUUAAGAAUGGUGGGCAAGACAUUAAUAUGACGCAAAGUGUGGAAAUGCAGCAGGAGGAUCCCACGAGUGCCGAACAUGAGGACAUGGACAAAAACGGUGACCCCCUGAAAAGAGGACAGAGUCAGGACAUCAGCAUACACCCUGAGGACAACUGUGAAGACAACUCUGUCAUAAAACCCCCCUUGCCUGAAAGCAGCAGUCAGCAGGAGACGGAGCAAGGAAGAAGAAAGUCAACACCACCUCAAGUGAUUCAUUUGCUCCUGAGCAGUGAUGAGGAGAGUGACUCGGAGGAGGAGGGCUGUCCAGAUGAAGAUGAUUUAUUUAUUGUGGAAAGUGAAUCAAGACCAGCUAAACCCACCUCCCCUCCUGAAGCCAGCAGCACACAGCAAAAUGACCUCUUCGUCAUCGACACUCGCCCUGGCUUUAAUUUAGAGAGAAAAUUCUAUAUUGAGACCCAAGAUACUGCAUCAAAAAGCUCAGAAGAUGAGGAGGAAGAAGAUGAUGAUGAUGAUGUCGUCAUCCAGGAAGAGGAUGUUGACGAAUCAGAUGAUGAAUUUGUUGAUGAAGAAGCUGAUGAGGAUGCGGUGGAUAAUGAUGUGCUCUUUAAACCCAAAAGGCCUCCUCCGGUGACAUUCUCAAGCAACAUAGAUCCCGGUCUUAGCCUCAAGCAGUUUGGUGGGCUGUACAUUCAUCUUGAUGCAGAGAAGCAGAGGAAGACCCCCAGUGUUGUCCAGAAGACAAAGGAACCAAAGAAGAAGGAUGAGCUCUUGCAGAAGAGUGUAAUUACUCCAGAUUUUGAAAAGAAACACGUUGUCCCCCCUUACAAGGAGUCCAUCCGUAAACUGAAGCAGAAGCGCAGGGAGGAGCGCGCCAAGACCACCGGUGACAGCUGGUUUAACAUGAAAGCCCCAGAGUUAACAGAGGACCUGAAAAACGAUCUGAGGGUGCUGAAAAUGAGAUCGGCUAUGGAUCCAAAGCGAUUUUAUAAGAAAAACGACCGGGAUGGCUUUCCGAAGUAUUUCCAGGUGGGCACUGUUGUGGAUAAUCCAAUAGAUUUCUAUCACGCACGCAUACCUAAGAAGCAAAGGAAAAGGACAAUUGUGGAUGAGCUCAUGGCCGAUGCGGAUUUCAGGAGUUACAACAAAAAGAAGUUCAAGGAGAUUAUGGCAGAAAAGGCAGAACUUGCAGCGGGCAAGAAGAACCGGAAGAAGAAGAAAUUCCACAACUGAGUGAUGGCUCUCACUUGGACUUGUCAGAUUCUUUUGAGUAACUUUUAUAUCUUGUGCAAAAAAAAAUUUUUUAAUUAUGGAAUGAGAGACUCAGGGUGCAUUUGCCUCCGAGACAACUUUAGGUGGUAUGGAGUGGCGCUUCCAGCAGCAACCACCUGCUUAGUGCUAAAAA
Erpetoichthys calabaricus (reedfish) is the source of this 2597-nucleotide messenger RNA. RefSeq names its product deoxynucleotidyltransferase, terminal, interacting protein 2 (gene dnttip2). The coding region runs from base 14 to 2425 and encodes 803 amino acids. Gene Ontology annotation, cellular component: nucleolus. The record is from RefSeq and is a predicted model, not a curated record. Lineage: Eukaryota; Metazoa; Chordata; Cladistia; Polypteriformes; Polypteridae. The transcript is spliced from 8 exons. Gene Ontology annotation, molecular function: RNA binding. Gene Ontology annotation, biological process: RNA processing.